This is a messenger RNA of Erythranthe guttata (spotted monkey flower), 1554 nucleotides long. NCBI's taxonomy places the organism in Eukaryota, Viridiplantae, Streptophyta, Magnoliopsida, Lamiales, Phrymaceae. The record is from RefSeq and is a predicted model, not a curated record.
AUGGGAGGUGGAAUAGGAGGCGGCAACGAGGUGAAGUUGGCGGUGGACAGGUGUCUGGGGCGAGAAGAGCGGAGGAGACAUGUUGUAGAAGGAAAGGGGUGGGUCCGGCGGGAAGAGGUGAUGGCCGGAGGUGGUGAUGGGGGUUUGGUGGUGGUGGCGAUUUCAAUGGGGAAUAAGAAGAAAUUUGGGGAAGACAUGCUCUUCUCUCAUUUUGGAGGCGGCGGCAUAACGAGAUCAUUCUCAACAUCACAAGUCUUGGAACCUUUUGAGAGACCUGCAGCGGGAAAUAGUUUGCCAUGGGUGAUUGGGGGAGAUUUCAAUGAGUUUUUGUCCAAUGCAGAGAAAGAUGGAGGAGUUCCAAGGCUGCCCGCCAUGAUUAAGGCUUUUAGAAGUGCGCUUGAAGACUGCGGCUUGUUCGAUAUCGACUUUGAAGGAGAUCCAUUCACGUGGAACAAUAAUAGAGAGAAGCCUGAUACAAUUCGUUGUAGUACUUGUGAGAAAAUCCCUUUUCCCGACAUUAGCAAGCCCUACUCCGAAACGAAGGCGCUCGGCACCAUUACACGGCCAGUGAAAGUCGUUUGUGUUGGUUGGUGUGGUCAUUGUUCUUCUGCUCCGGUUUUAGAAAAUGUUGGUGGUCUUAAACCGAAUAGAAAUGUUACCAUUCCCGAGCAAGUUGCAAUGUUUCUUCAGAUUUUGGCACACCACACGGAGAAUGUUGUCGUGCGUAGUCAUUUCAAAAGAUCAGGUUAUACAGUUAGCAAGCAUUUUAAUCGGGUCCUUUUGGCCUUGCUAAAACUACAUGAGAUGCUUUUGAUUUCACCAAAAGCCGUCGACGAAAACUCGGAUAACGAGCGUUUUUCAUACUUUCAGGGUUGUCUUGGGGCACUUGAUGGGACAUACAUAGAUUGCCGCGUUCCCUAUCUUGAUAAGCCAAGAUAUAGGAAUCGCAAAGGCAAUGUGUCGUUGAAUGUCCUAGCCGUGUGCGAUAAUAACAUGAACUUUAUUUACUUACUAACUGGGUGGGAAGGUUCGGCUGCAGAUAGUAGAAUACUUCGGGACGCGGUAACUAGGGAAAACGGGUUACGGGUCCCUACUGGUAACUACUAUUUGGUUGAUAACGGUUACACGAACGGCGAGGGGUUCUUAGCACCUUACAGAGGUGCUAGGUACCACCUUGAUGCAUAUGGUCAAGGCCCAAGUGCACCUAGAAACUUUAGAGAAUUUUUUAACAUGAAACAUGCCAAGGCAAGAAACAUAAUAGAGAGGGCAUUUGGGCUUUUGAAGUCAAGGUGGGCAAUUUUACGAAGCCCUGCUUAUUACCCCAUCAAAGUUCAAAAUAGGAUCGUAAUGGCUUGUUGUCUCCUUCAUAACUUUAUUCGAACCACGAAUGACUUCGACCCUGAUGAAGAAACGUUAGAUGAAUUUCUCCGUAAGAAUCCAAGUGUGGUUAGUGGUGAAGAUUACAUUAAUACUGUGGAAAGUUCACAAGAGUGGACUGAUUGGCGGGAUACCAUAGCGUUGAACAUGUACAAUCAUUGGCUAUUAUCUCGCUAG